AUGAAACGAGCCAAAAUUAAAAAAGAAGAGCCAGAGUCGAAAGUCCGUAAAAGAGAGUAUUCGGGCGAAGACGAGAUACCGGUAAAGAUUCGGGCCAAAAGUCCUGUGAAAAAACCGAGCCUGCUGGCUUUGAAAAGGCGAGAAAUGAAAAUUAGAAUGAGGGCGCCGAGAAAGCUGAAAAGAAGAAAACUGGUGAAACGGCAUCACACUAGUGAUUAUGCAGACGAUGAGGAAAUUCCUUCCAAAUAUCGCAUUCGCGAAACUAAAAAGAUUAAAGAAGAGCCCGCAGACUGGAUUUCGUACGAGGACAUUAAAAAAGAACCGGCUGAAUGAGAGUGUUCAUAAAAAUGAACAAUCUUUUACGAGACGCUUACCUAAAUUUUUCGUCUCCCGCCGCCUUUACGGGCAUUGUUAAUCUUUACAAAACUAUAAAAGAUGCCAAAAUUGCCGACGUUGAAAAGUAUUUGGAAAGCGAAUAUGUUUAUACUUUACAUAAACCCGUUCGAAAACGUUUUCCACGUCUAAAAACUCGCGGAAUUGGGCUAGACUGGACCUGGCAGUGUGAUUUGGUGGAUUACGGCAUGUUUAAAGAGGAAAACGACGGUUAUACAUUUCUUCUAGUAUCCAUCGAUGUCUACAGUCGGUACCUACGCGUGAAACCAGUGAAAAACAAGAGUGCUCUCGAAAUUUUUCGAGCCUUUGAAGAGCUUUUCCAGGACCGGAUACCCGUAGAAAUCGUAACGGACAAGGGAAAAGAGUUUUACAAUGCUCAAAUUCAACGACUUUUCAAAUUUCAUCACAUUCGCCACUACACACCUAAAACCGAAUUGAAAGCUGCCAUGGUGGAACGGGCCAAUCGAACUCUCAAAACUCGCCUAGCCAAAUACAUGACCUUCUCCAACUCACACCGCUAUAUUGAUGCACUACCGGCUAUAGUAUUUGGAAUAAAUCAUACGGUUAAUCGAGGAAUCGGUAAAAAACCCGUACAAGUUUCCAACGGGGAAUUUAGUGAGAUUUUCCAAAAAGGACACGAAAACCCCGCUACGCAGUCGGAGACACUGUACGGAUAUCGAAACUUCGCAAAACUUUUGAUAAAGGCUACGAAAAGGGGUUCAGCGAGGAAUUGUUCAAAAUUUCCGACAUUUUACCGUCCAACCCCGUCACCUAUCGCCUAAAAGACCUAAAAGAUGAGCCAAUCGACGGAAAAUUCUACGAACAAGAGCUGACGCGCUACACGGAAUCUACCGACGUCUUCAAAGUGGAAAAAAUUCUCGCCAAGAGACGUGUAAAGGGAAAACGACAAUGCCUCGUCCGCUGGUAUGGCUACCCGCCAGAAUUCGACUCUUGGGUAAACGAAUCAGAACUUCAUGCAAUUUAA
Molecule: messenger RNA, 1378 nt
Organism: Caenorhabditis auriculariae
Lineage: Eukaryota; Metazoa; Nematoda; Chromadorea; Rhabditida; Rhabditidae
Source: the annotation of a GenBank genome assembly